AUGACGGAGCUGUAUAUCCUGUUCGAGUGCUCUGCGGGAUACUUCCUGCUGAGGGUAAAGGAAUGGGAACAAAUAGGAAGCAACGAAAAUUUGGAGAAGAAAAUACAAAAGGCGGAUUUAUUUCACGAGAUUGUACAAUUGUGCUCUUUUAUAUCCUUCGAAACGGCUGAAAGGGCGCUGGAUAAUUUGGUCCACAUUAAUGAAGGGAAAGCGACCGAUUUUUUGCUAACCUUUUUGGAGCAAAAUCUGCCGAGCAAUAAAAGUCAAUACGAAUUGGGCGUGGCGGAUAUCAACUUGGGAAAGUACCUCUCCAAUAUUGGCUUCAACGUAGUACAUAAUAAUAACAUACUGGAAUUGUUCAGGGCGUGCAGACAAUUUUAUUUGAAAAAAAUUGGUACCUAUGUAGACAACAGUGGGGAUAUAGAUAUAAAGCACUUCAACAUUGGUUUGGGACAUAGCUACUCCAGGUCGAAGCUGAAGCUGGACCCAAGGAAACAGGACAAGUCCAUCAUCAACAGUAUUGGGACAAUUGAAUCGCUAGAUAAAAAUAUUAACUUGUUCAGCAUGAGGGUGAUCGAGUGGUACAGUUGGCAUUUUCCAGAACUGAAGAAAAUAGUCACCGAUGUGUGCAUGUAUUGUAAGUUGGUGAAUUUAAUAAAAAUUAAAGACGAGUUCAACUUCGACGAUGAGACGGAAAGAGAAAAAAUCACCGAAAUUACCAACGAUGAACAGAUGACCGAGAAAAUUGUAAAGGUAGCUAACCUUUCCAUUGGACAAGAACUAACCCAGGAGGAUCUAAACAACAUAAUAAAUUUUUCCAAUGAGGUUAUUAACCUAUUUAAUACUAGAAACGUGUUAUGGGAAUAUUUGGAUAAAAAGCUGAAUAUUGUUUCGCCAAAUUUGAAGGAGCUUCUUGGAAAUACGCUGAGUGCUCGCUUGAUUAGCCAUGCAGGCUCUCUCGUAAAUUUAGCGAAAUGCCCCUCCAGUAGUAUUCAAAUCUUCGGAUCGGAAAAGGCCCUGUUCAACUCCCUUAAGGGGAAUAAAAAGACGCCGAAAUUUGGCAUCCUCUACAACUCUUCUUACAUUUCUAAGACGCCUCUCCCCAUGAAGGGACGCAUGUCUAGGUAUCUGUCGUGUAAAAGUGCCAUGGCGGCUAGAAUUGACUCCUUCUCGGACCACCCCACCAACUCAUACGGGGUCAUAUUUAAGAAGCAGCUCGAGCACAAGAUCCUCCACAUGGUCAAGGGGGUGAAGCUCUCCAAAAAUAUCGACUACAUGAACGAGGCGGAACAGAUUUACAAUCAAGAGAUCGGCGCGGUGCCUGAUGGGGAAGAGGACCAAGAAGGCAAGAAGAAAAAGAAGAAAAAAAAGAAGAAGAAAAAAAAAAACAAGAAGAAGAACAAGGAGGGGGAAGGAGAAGAAGGUGCCGAUGUCAAUGGCGACCAGAAUGAGGAGGAAGACCAACCCGCUGUUGAGGUAAACCAAAGCGACGCCGACUCGGACAGCGACUGA
Messenger RNA from Plasmodium coatneyi, 1512 nucleotides. Its product is annotated as Ribonucleolar protein. The record is from RefSeq and is a predicted model, not a curated record. The transcript has a single exon. The coding region runs from base 1 to 1512 and encodes 503 amino acids. Gene Ontology annotation, molecular function: snoRNA binding. Gene Ontology annotation, cellular component: box C/D methylation guide snoRNP complex; small-subunit processome. Lineage: Eukaryota; Apicomplexa; Aconoidasida; Haemosporida; Plasmodiidae.